This is a messenger RNA of Lolium rigidum, 2438 nucleotides long. RefSeq names its product protein EMBRYO SAC DEVELOPMENT ARREST 30-like. Gene Ontology annotation, cellular component: cytoplasm; Golgi apparatus. The transcript has 10 exons. The record is from RefSeq and is a predicted model, not a curated record. Lineage: Eukaryota; Viridiplantae; Streptophyta; Magnoliopsida; Poales; Poaceae. Bases 24 to 1991 code for a protein of 655 amino acids.
CCCGAGAGUGAUGAAACAAUAAGAUGCUCCUCAAAAGCAAAUUCAAGCUGGCCACGGCCAUCGGCAUCGUCUUGUCGGUGCUCUCGCUGCUCGUGCACCUGUUCCUUGCAAACUACUCUGCCGGGGGCAUUACAAAGUACAGCCUGCAUAUGGAUGAUGUCCUUCCAUUCGGAUCGGUAAAGGCCUCGCCCCGUAGAUUGUGGGGUCCGCUGCGUGCACUUGAUCACCUACACCCCUAUGCAAAGCCUAGGAAAAACUACCCUGCUCCAGCUAACCAUAAUGGUUUUAUUUAUGCAAAGAUUUAUGGUGGCUUUGAGAAGAUACAGUCUUCUAUCUGUGAUCUUGUCGCUGUUGCCAGGCUCUUAAAUGCCACUCUUGUUAUUCCUGAAAUACAAGCGACAACUCGUGCAAAAGGCAUAAGUUCAAAAUUCAAAAGUUUUUCGUAUCUCUAUGACGAGGAACACUUCAUUGCUGCACUUUCUGAUGAUGUGCCUAUUGUGCGGGGUUUGCCCAAGGAUCUUAGAGAGGCUAGAAAAAAGAUAAAAUUCCCCACAGUAUCUCCUAGGAAUACAGCCACUUCAGAAUAUUACACCACUGAUGUCUUGCCCAGACUCGUCAAAUCAAAAGUCAUUGGGAUAAUCAUUAAUGGAGGUAAAUGUCUCCAGUCAAUUCUUCCUGCAAGCUUGGAGGAACUUCAGAGACUUAGGUGCAGGGUAGCUUUCCAUGCUCUAAAGUUCCGUCCAGAAAUCCGGUCCCUUGGGAGCCAAAUAGUGGGAAGGUUGCGAGCAUCUGGUCGUCCUUAUCUAGCAUAUCACCCAGGAUUGCUAAGAGAUACUCUAGCUUUUCAUGGUUGUGCUGAACUUUUCCAGGACAUCCAUACAGAACUUAUUCAAUAUAGAAGGAAUCAGAUGAUCAAACGAGGAACUGUAAAGGAACAGCUAUCAGUUGAUUCAGUGUCCAUAAAGAUAAAUGGUUCAUGUCCACUCAUGCCAGAAGAGGUUGGAAUUCUUCUCCAAGCAUUAGGUUAUCCAUCAACUACGAUAAUAUACUUGGCUGGUUCUGAGACCUUUGGUGGGCAAAGAGUGCUUAUUCCUCUACGAGCUAUGUAUGCCAACUUAGUUGACCGCACUUCCUUAUGUAGUCAGAGGGAGCUAUCUGAUUUAGUUGGCCCAGAGGCUCCUUUGUCCUCAGAUAUGCCACAUCCCCCACCUCCCAAGAGCGAGAAGGAACUCGUUGAGGAGUGGAAGAAAGCAGGGCCUCGUCCGAGGCCGCAGCCUCCUCCUCCUGCAAGACCAUUUUACGCCCAUGAGAAAGAAGGGUGGUAUGGAUGGAUUGGUGAGAAUGACACAGAACCUGAUCCAUCGCCAGUUGAAUUUAGGAGGCAAGCCCAUCGGUUGCUCUGGGACGCGCUCGAUUAUUUUGUUUCUGUUCAAGCUGACGCAUUCUUCCCUGGGUUUCACAAUGAUGGUAGUGGUUGGCCGGACUACUCAAGUUUGAUCAUGGGGCACCGGUUAUACCAAACUCCGUCUAGUAUAACCUAUAGACCCGACAGAAAGACUGUUGCUACACUGUUCGAAAAUGUCAGCGAUCAUCUGUAUCACCCACCACGAAAUUGGACAAUGGUUGCACGUCAGCAUCUGAAUAAUAGUGCGGGCAUAGAAGGCAUUGUAAUGUCAGCUAUGAUGUCAAAACCUGUAUCUUUUCUUGCGCACCCGUCACCGGAGUGCACUUGCAGAACAUCAAAGUCACCUGCCAUUCAGCCGGUGAAAGAUAAGCAUGGCUGGCUCCUUUUUGGAGGCGAAGAAGAGUGCCCUGAUUGGAUGGUCCGCAGCCUGGCAAUGGUUUCCACGAAGAAUAACGAACCUCAGAGUGAGGAUUAUGAGGGUGAGCUGACCGAAGAUGACUCUAGCCAAGACACACAACAGGAAUCUGAUAGAAGAGACACUAACAAAUCCUCUGAGCAAGACGAGGAGAUGGAUCCCGAUGACUGAGAAGAUGCGGAGCGUGGAACUUGCCCAUUAUCCGCUAUGAGCUCCAGAUUAAUUGAGCAACUAGCAGCUCCAGAUUUCACGAGCACAAGCAGAGUACAUCUCAAGGAUCUACUGGGCUGUCAACACAUCUUGCUCCAGAUUUCACGAACAACAUGAACACAUCUUGAAGCAUCAUGGGACUCACAUCAACCUUGGGUGCUUUUGCCUGGAUUGCCUUUGGUAUACGACCUCGACACAGAAACUAACACUUAGGUUCUUUUCUUCUCUGUAUUCCUUUCUUUUUUUCACAAUUUUGCGGGUGGUACCGAAAGUUGUUUCUGUAGAAAUGUCUAUUAACAACGGUGAAGGAUACAUUAAAAUUUUGGUGAGUGGUCUCUAAGCAUUGUGCUGGAAAUCAAUGUUUUUCUGUGUCCUUUUUUCAUGUGUCCUGCAUUGCAUUGUGUAUUU